GAAGAGCAUUGCCUUCUCUGUGAUAUGCAUAGAGGUACAGUACAAGUACAGAAAAUAUUCUGGUGGACCGUGUGCUCGGUUCUGGAUUCUAUGUUAGAGCUCCCUCUGGUCUUAGUAUUCUAACACAUACCGGUACUUAUAAAGUGGUGUAUUUCCCAUUUCCCAGUGUUUUUUUUUCUUCUCCAUCGGAUGGCAGUUACACUGGACUAAACGACACAUGACCGAACGAACUAACGACAUGGACGUGACUAAUGCUAAGGAGGACGUUGCCAAUUCGCCAGUCGCCAGUUAUGUUCCCACGGAAAAAAAUGUCGAGGAAAGGUGGUUCGUCACUGCUUGGGAAGAGAUAAAGUUCUUGUUCACCACUAGAGAGGGUUUACUUGGGGAUUAUGACUAUGCCUGGUUAUUGACGCCGGAUAUUCCCCCCUUUAAUCGAAAGUAUAAAGAUCGGGUGAAGCCCUUUUACGGCAUCGAUGAGAGGAUACCGUUGCUGUUGACCGUGUUACUGGGUUUGCAGCAUUCACUUGCCAUGAUGGGCGGUGUCGUUACUCCACCAUUAUUGAUUGCUGGGGCAUCAGGUGCAAAUCUCGAUGCCGAGACCAUCUCCUACCUGGUCUCGGUAUCCCUGAUCCUCUCUGGGAUAUUCAGCAUCUUCCAGAUCAUGCGCUUUAAAGUCUUUAAUACCGGGUUCUACAUUGGCACGGGUAUGAUAUCAGUUGUUGGGGAAGCCUUUGCCGUAGUUCCUAUCGCCCAGGCAUACUUUUCCCGACAGUACGAGGAUGGUCACUGCUCUUUGGUAAACGGUGUUAAGCAGCCAUGCCCGGAUGCCUAUGGUAGUUUUAUUGGGACUGUGGCAGUUGUCAUGUUGUUUCAGAUCCUAAUUAGCCUCAUCAAGCCCAGGACUCUAAUGAAGAUCUUCCCCAACCUGGUUACCGGGAUGGUCCUGCUCUGCAUUGGGGGAUCCUUGGUUGCUAGUGGGGUGAAGAGCUGGGCUGGCGGCAGUGGUCCUUGUAUGGCGAGACCCGGAACCGGAUUCUUCAAGUUGUGCCCGAAUAUCAAAGCACCCGAACCACGGCCUUGGGGCGACCCUUCCUUUAUUGGAUUAGGUUUCUCUGUAUAUAUUACCAUCCUCCUGGUGGAGCUUUUCGGAGCCCCUUUGAUUCGGAACUGCUCCGUUGCAGUUGGACUGUUAGUUGGAGCCAUAAUUUCCGCCGCCACUGGCUUCAUCGACACCAAGAACAUUACUUCCGCUCCGAGUGGUACAUUUAUUUGGGUCAAGACAUUCCCGUUAUCCGUGGACGGGAGUCUUGUGUUGCCCUUACUUGCCUGCUGUAUCACGACACUCGUUAGCUGUCUUGGCGACGUCAUUGCUACCGCCGAGGUAAGCGGAAUAGAUAUAGACGGAACGAGCAGCGAUUUGGACACGCGGGUUCAAGGGGGAUUGACGGCCGACGGGGUUUGGAGUGUCCUUGCAGCUCUAGGAACAUGUACCCCUCUUGUCUGCUUUGCUCAAAACAAUGGAGUAAUCGCUUUGACGGGCUGUGCCUCUCGCAGAGCAGGCUACGCGUGUUGCUUUUUCCUGCUUCUUGCAGGCAUUGCUAGUAAAUUCGGCGCAUCAAUAGUCGCCCUUCCGCCCAGCGUAAUCGGGGGAAUGACAACCUUCCUCUUUACCACGAUUGUAGUCUCUGGCCUUCGGAUACUCUCCACAGUGAUUUGGAACAGGCGCAAUAGAUUUAUCGUCACAGCCGCGUUGACACUUGGUUUAGCAGAUUUGAUUGUGCCGGACUGGCUAUUGCAUCUGUUGCCAAGCGGAAAAGGGGGAAGUCUUCAAGGGUUCUAUGAUGGGAUCAGCGUGGUGAUCAGAACAGCGUAUUGUCUUGUUGCAAUAGUAGGAGUUGUACUCAAUUGGAUCAUUCCCGAGGAGAACAGGGGCGAUGGUGGGCUUUUAGGGGGUGGGACUGGUGAUAGAGGUGUUGUUGAGGGGACUGAGCCGGGAAGAAAGGUGGACUAGUUUGUGCGUCGUUUAUUUCAAUGUCCAUUUCUUCCAACUUCUGAAAAAAUCCAUUGUUUUUAGUAUCUUUUAGUGAUUGGACAAUCUUGAAAAUAUUCUAGCCA
Molecule: messenger RNA, 2115 nt
Organism: Tuber melanosporum (Perigord truffle)
Lineage: Eukaryota; Fungi; Ascomycota; Pezizomycetes; Pezizales; Tuberaceae
Exons: 5
Coding region: 239-2011 (590 amino acids)
Biological process (GO): transmembrane transport; xanthine transport
Cellular component (GO): membrane; fungal-type vacuole
Molecular function (GO): xanthine transmembrane transporter activity
Source: RefSeq, a predicted model, not a curated record